Messenger RNA from Ceratotherium simum simum (southern white rhinoceros), 4286 nucleotides. RefSeq names its product RNA binding motif protein 20 (gene RBM20). Gene Ontology annotation, molecular function: zinc ion binding; RNA binding. Lineage: Eukaryota; Metazoa; Chordata; Mammalia; Perissodactyla; Rhinocerotidae. Gene Ontology annotation, cellular component: nucleus. The record is from RefSeq and is a predicted model, not a curated record.
CCUCCUCCCCGCCCCUCGCGUCUCCUCCCCGCGCCACCGGGAAGGACAAGGGGACUGGGCACGGGGACCCCGGCCAGUGAGCGCCCGUGCCCCGGGGCCGCCCUUCGCGCGCGCUCUCCUGCCGCGAGCCGGGGCCGGUCUCGCCUCACAUGGUGCUGGCCGCAGCCAUGAGCCAGGACGCGGACCCCAGCGGCCCCGAGCAACCGGACAGAGAUGCCCGCAACGUGCCCGGUGCCCCGGCGCCUCCAGCGCCGCCGGGCCCGCGAGGGAUGCCGCCGCCGCCGCCGCCGCCGCCGCCCCAAGCCGGCCUACCCCAGAUCAUCCAAAAUGCCGCCAAGCUCCUGGACAAGAACCCCUUCUCGGUCAGUAACCCGAACCCUCUGCUGCCCUCGCCCGCCAGUCUCCAGCUGGCUCAACUGCAAGCCCAGCUCACCCUCCACCGGCUGAAGCUGGCACAGACAGCUGUCACCAGCAACACUGCGGCCGCCACGGUCCUGAACCAAGUCCUCUCCAAAGUGGCCAUGUCCCAGCCUCUCUUCAACCAGCUGAGGCAUCCGUCCAUGAUCAGCGCCCCCCAAAGCCAUACCGGGGUGCCCCAACAUGCUGCAGCCAUGCCCAGUGCCCGCUUUCCCUCGAAUGCAAUUGCCUUCUCACCCCCCGGCCAGACGCGAGGCCCAGGACCCUCUGUGAGCCUUCCCAGCCAGCCUCCCAAUGCCGUGGUGAUGCAUCCUUUCAGCGGGGUCAUGCCUCAGACCCCUGCCCAGCCAGCGGUCAUCUUGGGCCUUGGCAAGCCUGGGCCCACUCCUGCUGCGGCGGGGUUCUACGAGUAUGGCAAAGCCAACUCUGGCCAGACGUAUGGCUCUGAAACAGACGGUCAGCCCAGCUUCCUGCCAGCCUCAGCCUCUACCUCGGGCAGCGUGACCUAUGAAGGGCACUACAGCCACUCAGGGCAAGAUGGCCAAGCUGCCUUUCCCAAGGACUUCUACGGACCCAACUCCCAGGGGUCACACGUGGCGGGCGGAUUUGCCGCUGAGCAGGCCGGGGGCGUGAAAGGCGAGGUAGGUCCGCUGCUGCAGGGUCCAAACAGCCAGUGGGAGAGCCCCCACGGAUUCUCUGGCCAAAGCAAGCCUGACCUUAUGGCAGGCCCCAACCUGUGGCCUCCAGCCCCUAGCCAGCCCUAUGAGCUGUAUGACCCCGAGGAGCCCACCCCAGACAGGACCCCUCCUUCCUUUGGGGGACGGCUAAACAACAGCAAACAGGGUUUCAGCGGUGCCCGGCGGCGGCGGGCCAAGGAGGAGCAGGCGAUGCUGUCCGUGCGGCCCCUGCAGGCUCAGGAGCUGAAUGACUUUCACGGUGUGGCCCCCCUUCACCUGCCACACAUCUGUAGCAUCUGUGACAAGAAGGUGUUUGAUUUGAAGGACUGGGAGCUGCACGUGAAAGGGAAACUACACGCUCAGAAAUGCUUGGUCUUCUCUGAAAACGCCGGUGUCCGGUGUGUACUUGGUUCGGCAGAGGGAACGCUGUGUGCCUCUCCCAACAGCACAGCCAUUUAUAACCCUGCUGGGAAUGAAGAUUAUGCCUCAAAUCUUGGAACAUCCUAUGCGGCCAUUCCAGCAAGACCAUUUGCUCAGUCAAAUCCUACAUUUCCUUCGGCUUCCCCGGGGACAAAUUUUGCACAGCGGAAAAUGGGUGCUGGCCGUGUGGUACACAUCUGUAAUCUCCCUGAAGGAAGCUGCACUGAGAAUGACGUCAUUAACCUGGGGCUGCCCUUUGGAAAGGUCACUAAUUACAUCCUCAUGAAGUCUACUAAUCAGGCCUUUUUGGAGAUGGCUUACACAGAAGCUGCCCAGGCCAUGGUCCAGUAUUACCAAGAAAAAUCUGCUAUGAUCAAUGGUGAGAAGUUGCUCAUUCGGAUGUCCAAGAGAUACAAGGAAUUGCAGCUGAAGAAACCUGGGAAAACCGUGGCUGCCAUCAUCCAGGACAUCCAUUCCCAGAGGGAGAGGGACAUGUUCCGGGAAGCAGACAGAUACGGCCCAGAAAGGCCGCGGUCUCGCAGUCCGGUGAGCCGGUCGCUGUCCCCGAGGUCCCACACUCCGAGCUUCACCUCCUGCAGCUCUUCGCACAGCCCUCCGGGCCCCUCCCGGGCCGACUGGGGCAGCGGCCGGGACUCGUGGGAGCACUCUCCCUACGCCAGGAGGGAGGAGGAGCGAGACCCGGGCCCCUGGAGGGAGAACGGGGAGGACAAGAGGGACAGGACGGACACGUGGGCACACGAUCGCAAACACUAUCCCCGGCCACUAGACAAAGCCGAGGUAGACGAGCGACUGGAAGGAGGGAGGGGCCACCGAGAAAAGCACCCGAGGUCUGGGUCCCCCAGCCCGCUCCACUCGGUGCUGGGCUACAAAAGCCGAGAAGACGGCUACCACCGGAAAGAGCCCAAAGGCAAGGCGGAGAAGUAUCUAAAACAGCAGCAGGACGCCCCCGGCAGGUCCAGGAGAAAAGACGAGGCCAGGCUGCGGGAAAGCAGACACCCCCACCCCGACGACGCGGGCAAGGAGGACGGGCUGGAGCUGAAGGUUAGGGCGCCCGAGAGCGCCAAGUGUAAGCAGAGUGAGAAAAACAGAACCAAGAGACCCGAGAGAGACCAAGAAGGAGCUGAUGACAGAAGAGAAAACAGAAUGGCAGAGAGUGAGGCUGGAAAAGAGGAACAGGAGGGCAUGGAAGAAAGCCCCCCGUCAGCGGGCAGGCAGGAGAAAGACACAGAGUCCUCUGACCCAGAAAACACAAGGACAAAGAAGGAGCAAGAUUGGGAGAGUGGAAGUGAGGCCGACGGGGAGAGCUGGUACCCCACGAACAUGGAGGAGCUGGUUACAGUGGACGAGGUGGGGGAGGAAGAAGAUUUUAUCAUGGAACCGGACAUCCCAGAGCUGGAAGAAAUUGAACCCAUUGACCAGAAGGACAAAAUCUGCCCAGAAACGUGUCCCUGCCUGACGACCGCCUUACACCUGGACUUAGCCAAGGAUUUCUCCCAGGAGGAAGUUAAGACCAUGGGUAAUGGGGCUACAGAAAUCAGCCUCAAGUCACCCAAAGAACUUCCUUCUGCCUCCAUGAGCUGUCCCAGUGACAUGGACGUGGAAAUGCCUGGCCUAAAUCUGGAUGCUGAGCGGAAGCCAGCUGAAUGCGAGACAGGCUUCUCGCUGGAGGGUUCAGGUUGCUACGAGAAGCAGGCAAAGGGAGCAGAGAGCUCAGAUGUUCAUCUGGCCCCCACACUCCAGCAAAUGUCUUCCCCCAAGCCAGCAGAGGAGAGGGCCCGGCAGCCUAGCCCACUUCUCGAUGACUGCAAGGCCAGGGGGACCCCCGAAGAUGGGGCUCGUGAAGGCAGCCCCCUGGAGGAGAAAGCCAGCCCCCCCACCGAAACCGACCUCCAAAGCCAGGCUUGCCAAGGAGUGUCGACCCAGGAAAGCUCCAGAUACAUGGAAAUGAAAUCUCUGGACGUGAGGUCACCGGAGUACCCUGAAGUGGAACUGAAACAGCCCCUUUCUCUGCCUUCCUGGGAACCAGAGGAUGUGUUCAGUGAACUGAGCAUUCCUCUAGGGGUAGAGUUCGUGGUGCCCAGGACUGGGUUUUACUGCAAGCUGUGUGGACUAUUCUACACAAGCGAGGAGGUGGCGAAGAUGAGCCACUGUCGCAGUGCUGUCCACUACAGGAACUUACAGAAGUACUUGUCCCAGCUGGCCGAGGAGGGCCUGAAGGAGACCGAGGGGGCAGGCAGCCCGAGGCCCGAGGACAGCGGAAUCGUGCCCAACUUUGAAAGGAAAAAGCUCUGACACACCUGCUGCUGCUGGAAGCCGGGAGAGGAGGGCCUGCGAGGUGGGGCCUUCCUGACCUCGGUGCAGGAACUGAAGCCCAAGAGGAAGGAAAACCAGGCAGGCCGCAUGGCCUGGGUUUGUUCUCAGAGACUCAUGAAAACGCCGUGAAGUGUCUCCUAGAGCUGUCACCCUGCUGUGUCCAGCCCCCUGAGGGUCGCCUCUCUCUGCCUGUUGUCUCUUUUGUUUCCUUCAAACCUUCAAUUUGCUUCUCUCUCUUCCUCCCCCUCCCUCCCUCUCUCCUCUUUCUGUGCCAAGGGUCAUUUCCAUUUCAUAAAAUCCAACUUCUCAGGGAUUUUCACAGUGUUCAAAUUCUUGAUGGGCUAGAACAGGUCAGGCCAGGCUGAGUCAUCCAAGGGAAAGAUUUCACGGAAACUCCUGGGUCAGGAACCACUUCAGUGAACCUGGAGCAGUUUCUCU